UAUGGGUACAGUGAGUUAGUUUCAUAAGUCUGCCGGAAGCGGCACUGAGGACGGUACGUCUGUAAUUUACCAGUUUUACAGAGACCAGAUCGGCAUUGCGCAAUUGCGAAAGAAAUGCGCGUCCGUGAUGCAACGAUUCACGUGUUUGGCUGCGCGUCGGGAACUCGCGUUCUUGGCCUGUCCGUGGAAGGGGGGUAUUGUGUCAAUUAAACACAAUAUCCACUGCCAGCUAUGGGGGCAUCAGCGCGUGCGCCCUCAUGCCAGCCGCGCGACCUCUCCAAAGCGCGCGUGGCAUCACCUGCGCAGACCGUCUGCUGGCCAGCACUUCAGACUUUAUAGAAGAGAUGCAGACAGGGACACUAAGGACACUGAGCAUCCUGGCAUCACAGUGGUGGGCACCCCGGAUCCCAUCGCGUGGGUCAGGAAUAAGAUCAUCUUGUUUUUAAUUGAAUUGUGUUUUGGCCUGAAGUUCAGUGUGGAGUUUGACAGUGGAGUGAAACAGGCAGCAGUCCAUGUGUCUACUAUGAUCUCCAAAGGCAACUUUGAUGAAUUGAGGAGUGUGAUGUCGAAAGAGGCAGUUGACAGUGUCAGAAAGAAAUGUAAAACUCUGACAGAGGCCCAACGAAGACAUCUUGCCAUUUCCCUCGAUGACAUUAUAUUUCUGCUGCCCGAGGACGUGUCUGUAUUCUUUGACCAGAGCGGCAGAAAGUUUCUUUACAUCACGAUGAGGCUUUGGUAUCUGUCCAGCGCAGACGUACCUGAGGACCCCGAGAGCAUCCGCAUCUUCAAGAUGGACUUAACUGAAGAAGAUGGUCCUCAAAAGAAGAUCAUCACAGCGGUGUACGAGUUUUAUCGUGAGUUGACUACUGGAGCUGAUCCCGAGUGGAUGGUGACCCGGAUGUGGCACUGGAAGCAACUAGAGUAAAACUCACACGACCACUCACAAUACACUUAAAACAAACACUUUAUAUUUCAUCCAUCCUGGGUAUUUGAUCACAAAUGGUAAGGUGAUGAAAUCAAUGUUUACAGCGGUUAGUAACUGGUCUCAAAUGACUCUCUUAUGACUGGAUUUCAAAGGGAGGGUCUCUUAAAUUUCAAAGUACAAAUGGGAUUUAUGUGAUCAGAUCACAGCAUGUUUUGGGAUCCGAUCCUGUACUUUAUGUACUAUAGCACUGACCACUGAAACAGAUCUUAAUUCCAGUAUAAACCGAGUUAUAGAGUCACUCCCAUGUUUCUCCAGGAAUGUCUCAUUUAUAGAUUGUGUCAGAGCUCAGAUUGGUCCAGAAACCACUUGAUAUUCCAAUAAAGAAACCAUUAUAAGUUAAUUUUGCUUUGACUUUUUAUUAAUUGUUUUAAAUGGUGACAAACUAAAAUAUCAUAACAUAAAGACAAAGUUUAGUUCAAUUGAAAUUCACAUUGUAAAUGUAUUACAGAAAGAUAAUAAAGCCAUUUUUCUGAACCAUUAAGAGUUUCGGCAGUUUAAGCAAGUUUCACAAAUUUUCUAUAAUUUGGACAAAAUGUUAUUCUCAUAACUGUAAUGCAAUCAGAAAAUCUGUCAGGAUGCAAUGAUAUAUCUUUUUUUUUUUUUUAUAAAAAAUCAGAGUAAAAUUAACAUACAUUGGGAAUGGGAUGAGGUGGCUUUAAAUGUGCCUUAUUGUCAUAAAAAUCUCACAACAGCUCAUAUCUUCAUUUUCUUGGCUUUUCUAAAACAUCUAUAUUUAUAUUGGUGACUUUAGUUGAUUUAAAAAAAAAAUGUUACAGAUGUCCCUGGGUCAUGUGAUUAAUUAAGUUCGUUACAGAGCUGCAUUUUCCAAAUUUCAAUAACAUCAUUUCUGUGUCAAAUCUGUCUAAUGCACCUCCAUUAAGCAGAGACUGGAAUUAAACUGAUAUCUCAACAAAACAGAACUGAAAAAGAGUCUCUUUUUUUUCAGAUCAAGCAAAUGAGAUUUGCAACAAGAAAAACAACCACAA
Messenger RNA from Carassius auratus (goldfish), 1971 nucleotides. Its product is annotated as m-AAA protease-interacting protein 1, mitochondrial. Lineage: Eukaryota; Metazoa; Chordata; Actinopteri; Cypriniformes; Cyprinidae. The record is from RefSeq and is a predicted model, not a curated record. Gene Ontology annotation, molecular function: ribosome binding. Gene Ontology annotation, biological process: protein insertion into mitochondrial inner membrane from matrix. Gene Ontology annotation, cellular component: mitochondrial inner membrane. The transcript has 5 exons. The coding region runs from base 128 to 925 and encodes 265 amino acids.